AUGACUAAGCCCCUCGCGAUACGCGCCGACGAGCUGAUACCUCAUCCGCAGUGUUCGAGUCGCUCUUCCUCCACUCUCCUCACUGGCCUUCCCCAUACUCGCCCGCAUCCGAUGGACUACAACAAGCGCGAAGUUGCGGAGCGCUACAAGUCCGCAGAGCCGAUCACUGUGCCCUACGCCGCGCACCUCGUCGCGCAGAGCGGGCUCGACCGUGCGGACGGCACCACCGACCUCGUCGUGCUCGACAACGGCUGCGGCGCCGGCGUCGCCACGCACACCCUCUUCGCGCGUAUCCCGCCGCCGGCGCGCUCACGGCUCCGGGUCGUGUGCGGGGACAUCUCCCAGCCGAUGAUCGAGGCCGUCGAGGCGCGGAUCGAGGUCGAGGGGUGGACGGACGUGAGCGCGUGUGUCUCUCCCUCCCCGCUCUUGCGUUUCCGUGCGGGCUCCCGACGUUGCUACGCGCGAGGGCAGAAAUUGAACUUGCCGGACGAGACGUUCACGCACGUGCUCACGAACUUCGCCGCGUUCCACCUCCCUGCGCCGCGCGCGGCCCUGAGCGAGGCCCUCCACGUGCUGCGCCCCGGCGGCGUGCACGCGUUCACGGUGUGGAAGACGAUCGGGUGGUACACGCUCGCGGCGCGCGCGGUCGCGCGGAUCCCGGACGCGCCGGCGAGGUUCGUCGCGAACAGCAUGAAGAUAGCCGAGGACGGGCUGCAGUGGGCGGAGCCGGCGUUCUUCGAGGCGCGGGUGCGAGAGGCGGGGUACAAGGGCGUGGAAGUGGUGCUGAGGGGGAACGUGUGGCGGGUCGGGGGCGUGGAGGAGUGCAUGGGCGUGUGCGGGAAGCUGGCGGUGGGGGCGUUCGAGGACUGGACGGAGGAGCAGCGAGAGUACGUGAGCGAGCGGUACGGCAAGGCGUUGAGGGCGGUGCUGGUGGAGGAGUUCGGAGAUGGGGAGGUGGUGACCACCUGGGAGGCCUACUGUGUUACCGCGAGGAAAGAGUGA
Molecule: messenger RNA, 1002 nt
Organism: Epithele typhae
Lineage: Eukaryota; Fungi; Basidiomycota; Agaricomycetes; Polyporales; Epitheliaceae
Product: S-adenosyl-L-methionine-dependent methyltransferase
Exons: 1
Coding region: 1-1002 (333 amino acids)
Molecular function (GO): S-adenosylmethionine-dependent methyltransferase activity
Source: RefSeq, a predicted model, not a curated record